Molecule: messenger RNA, 884 nt
Organism: Cryptotermes secundus
Lineage: Eukaryota; Metazoa; Arthropoda; Insecta; Blattodea; Kalotermitidae
Product: lysozyme c-1-like
Exons: 5
Coding region: 170-583 (137 amino acids)
Source: RefSeq, a predicted model, not a curated record
UGUUUUAAAACUGACAUAUCUGUCGUCAAGGAAAGCUGAGUAGAGGUUUUGACAUAAACGUAACAGAAUCUGAACCGCGCUAUAAAUACCUGAAGCCUAAAGGGACCAAGAUAUUUCUCUUCGAAACACUGCCAGGUUCACAGUUAUUCUGUUACAGGUCAACGCCACAAUGAGAGCAGUCAGUGUUUGCCUGAUCCUAUUUCUUGUGACGGCUCAUAUGUCCGUCGCCAAGAUCCUCACUAAGUGUCAACUCCUGCAGGAGCUGAUUAACCACAACAUUGCAAAAAACGAUUUAGCAACCUUGGUGUGUAUAGCUCAGCAUGAGAGCGGUCUGAAUACGGAAGCCUUGGGCGGGCCCACCUCCAAUGGAGCUCAUUACUAUGGGAUAUUCCAGAUCAGCGACUUAUAUUGGUGCAGCGAUUACGGCGUGGGCGGAGAUUGCAACAUUAAUUGUGCAGAUCUCAGAGACAACAACCUGGCCGAUGAUAUCAAAUGCGCAUUGAAGAUCAAGGACUCUCAAGGAUUUACGGCUUGGUUAACUUACUCGCAAUAUUGCACCGAUGCCGUUGUGCCCAGUUGCUGAACUGGCCCCCGCAAUCCACUGGCUUAUUCAGAAGUUAAGGAAAAUUGGCCAAGCCAAAUAACAAUGACGGCAAUGCAUUGAUUUUUAAACACAAAGCACCUCAGCAUUUUUUCUUAAAUAACAGUCGAAGAGCGUGUGUUUCAUGUUGAUCAAGUGUUCCAUGUGUGAUAAAAUAUCAAAAUUUAUUGAAGUUCUUAAGCAGUGACAUAUUCAUCUUUAAAGCAUCUAACAACGUAUCAUUUUCUCCGCUAUUUAAUAAAAUAACAGACCUCUAAGGAUAUACAAUAAAAUUGUUCACAUA